Molecule: messenger RNA, 3258 nt
Organism: Sporisorium graminicola
Lineage: Eukaryota; Fungi; Basidiomycota; Ustilaginomycetes; Ustilaginales; Ustilaginaceae
Exons: 1
Coding region: 1-3258 (1085 amino acids)
Source: RefSeq, a predicted model, not a curated record
AUGCUGCGCUCAGGCGCAGGGCGGCUGUACAAGGGUGUAGUCAGGGCAGUAGACUCGCUCAUCACGGACGGCCCGACCAUCACAACGCUGUCAUCACACCAGCUCAGUCUUUCCAUAAAUCGACAAAGCCGACGCCCGGCUCCGCGCUCGACCUCAUCAGCCAACGCCGCUACGAGAGUUCCCACAGCACUCUUUCACUCGGAAUCGUACUUCAGCGCAUCGCCGCCCGAGUUUCCUUCGUCCGUCGGGCAUCCCGACCCCUUGAAGCUGGAGCGUUUUCUGCCUCCUUUGCUCGACAUUGUUCUUAAUGCUCAGAAUGAAGUGCAAGAAGCACUCUUCACAGCGAUUCAGCAGCUCGACGCCGAUCGCUCCUGGCAACUUUACAGACAACUCGGCAAGUCCCGUCACAGCCUAUCUACAGCAGUCAUCGACUUGCUUAUCACCUUGCAGUGUCGCAUACCAGUCCGAAGUAGUCCAGCAAACGUCAUCGACAGCCGUGCUGCUGUUCGUCAGGUCUGCGAUAGGAUCCUAUCCCUAUGCCACGACCGACUGCGCAAUCAACCUGGCAGCUCCUCCCGUGCCAUUACCUCUGCGAAUGAGCAUGACGGACUUUCGACACUGCCCGCUGCACUCUCCCUCAGACUCCUCUAUCUGCUUAUCAUCGAAGAAGAGCAAGUCGCAGCAUCCAAAUCUCGCCGGCCCUCUCGCCGGCGCAAUAGCCUCUCAGGGAUCCUUUCGACACUUUCGGCCAACGUAGAUGCUCGCCAUGAACCGGGUCAGUCGCCAAUUGAUUUUGAACUCAGAGGGCGCCUCGCAGCCUCUUUGUCCCGACUCGGAGCUACAGAUGCUGCCUAUCGUCACCUGGAACUGGUAGUGAAGCCAGCAGCCUGUCCCAGCGCCAAUGCCUUCAUCGACCCGCGACCCUUUGAUCAGCUCCUUUCCGCAUUGGCGAAACAAGCCAACACCUCCACCCAAGCUGUUCAACAUCUUCCAUCUCCCGUCGAUUCGACUUCAAAUACCAUCAAGGAGGACGAUCCUAUCAUUCGAGCUCUGCGACUCACUGUGUCCUAUGAAAUCUCUGCAUCCAAGGCCAACAUUCACAGAUGCCUCCAAGCCUUGGACUCCGUCACCCUCUGGUGGCUGCUACCUUUCGAACUGGAUAGUGACCAUUCACAUGGUGCCAGCUCUGCUACGCACCAGCCCGACAAUCGUCUCAGUCUCAAGCAAAAGUGGCAUCCAUGGCAAAUUUCUGCAGACCAGCCGACCAUCUCACAGGAAUCUCUCGACUCUUUCGCCGAACGUGUCGCUCUAGUCCUUGCCCAGCGUGGCAUCCUACAGCCGGCUCUCCAUAUCGUAGAUGGCCUGCAAGUUACACAUCAAGGCAACAACUUCCAGUCCGAGACACAAUCUACACGCAAGAUUCCUGACCACGAUUUCUUCACUGUCGUCUUGGAGAAGCUGGCAGAACGGAUGGCAUCCAGCUUUGAUUCAGACGCGCGCAGUUCUCUAGAUAGGCACAGGGGGCUGUCGGCCGACCUCCAUCUGGCGUUCAAAGUCUACACAACCGCGCAUGCCGCCGGCGUCGACCUCGACUCUCGUCUCAACUUGGCUGUCGUUAACGUCCUAGCUUCUUGCUUGCCUUCGGCCGUGGCUGAUCUAGGGCCCUCAAGAUCUCGUCAUACCAAGAUCUCUGCUCAACUUGCUCGCCGCAACGAAGAACACGGUAGCAAACAGGCUCUCAAGCAGUAUCUCCGCCAAUUCACCACCAUGGUACUCGGCAGCGAUCCAGAUCUGAGCAAGGGCAGCUUGAGCUAUCCUGCGCAGGCCACCCUCCUUGGUCUUCACAUGCGCACUCGCGAUUACUCGUUCUCCAAGCGCCUCUAUCAGCCCAUCCGUCUGCGUGAUUCGGACCGGGAGCUGUGGUCAUUCGAUCCGAAGGCAGGCUCUCUGCAGUACGCAGCUCUGCAUCCCUUGUCAGCACCAGACCGAGACGCUUUCACCUGGUUCUUUGCCGAGAGCCUUCGCUUCUCUGCCAAGACCGUCUUUGCGGUCCAGCUCCACCUCGAUUGGAUCGCGAGCGGUAACGUCAUGCCGUCCAGCCUCAACGCCAUGUUUGUUCGAAGUCUCUUGAGAGCCGGUCUCAUCCCUGUCGUUCGACGCGUAUUGCACGAGCUCGAGGUGGAUCGAAGCUUGCUGCCUGCGCGUCUCGCCCGCAGUCUCGUCGUGUCGUUCGCCGAAGCUGGCUAUCCUGACCUCGCUAUGGAGCUGGUCGUGAAUGUUUCCCAGUUGACGUCUCCGACCUAUCUGUCACAAAGAGGCAAGGUCGACAAGCACGCAGCAUCAGGCUCACGCGAUACCUGGAUUCUUGUUUCAACUCUGAAGCUCAUGAGCGUCGCGCUCGAACAUUCCAGCAAGGCGCCGGCCGCCAAGGACGGUGAAUUACAUCGAAAAGUACUGCGCCUGUUCGAAGAGUUUAGGCUGGGCUUGACCCAUCAUCUCUUCAUAAAUAUGGCACAGUCGAAGGACGCCUCACAGGCUCAGGCUCCAACUGCCGUGAGUUUGCGGGACGUUCGUAUGGCCUACAAUGCAUGCAUUCGGGCUUCAUUAUCAGGUUUGCCGACUUCGUUCCGAGUUUCCGAAAUGACGGACAGUAGCGAUCCCGACGUCAGCUGGGACACGACCGAGUCCACCUGUUUGCACGUAGAGGAGCUCUUCAACGAGCUAAGGGAUUUAGGCGUUGAGCCUGACGAUGACUCGUGGAAUCUGCAGCUCACAUCGAGCUUGCACGCAUGCUUUGCAGCUCCCGAUCAAGCAGGGCGAACAGAGUGGCUGCAGAAAGCACUCUCGUUGUUCGAACAUGCUUCCAAGCAGGUCUUCAAAGCAGAUGGCCCGCUUCACGGAUCCGAGCACAAUUCUUCGGCACUCGAUACCUUCAGGUCAGCCUCGGAAAACGACGACAUCCACCGGGUCACUCUGCAUCCGGCCGUUGUCGCAGCCAUCAUCGAUGCCAGUCGAUGCUGCCGCGACCUCGAGUCCGGCCUGCGUGUUUACGAGCUUCAUCAGCGCCGGAACGGGUUCAACGUGCAUGUCGAAAAAGCGCGCUUGACACUUCUCGCGGACUUGGCCGAGCCGCGUGAAUGUCGCACUGAGCUCCAACGUCUUACACAGCAGCAUAAAUCGGCUUUCAGGCACAGCGACCGCUUUAUGAAGCAUCUGCACAUGCUCUCCUGCGCUGCGCACAACACUGGGCCGCGCUAG